This is a messenger RNA of Aphidius gifuensis, 743 nucleotides long. It is a transcript of the gene Cypl, whose product is annotated as peptidyl-prolyl cis-trans isomerase-like 1. The record is from RefSeq and is a predicted model, not a curated record. Gene Ontology annotation, molecular function: peptidyl-prolyl cis-trans isomerase activity. NCBI's taxonomy places the organism in Eukaryota, Metazoa, Arthropoda, Insecta, Hymenoptera, Braconidae. The coding region runs from base 189 to 716 and encodes 175 amino acids. The transcript is spliced from 4 exons. Gene Ontology annotation, cellular component: catalytic step 2 spliceosome. Gene Ontology annotation, biological process: protein folding; protein peptidyl-prolyl isomerization.
AGUACAUAACCUAAAAAUAAAUAACAUUAUAAUUGCUUGACAAAUUUUGCUGUUAAAAUUGUAAACAUAAACAAUUACACUUUGAUAAUUAACAACAAUAUUAUACAAGAAAAAAAGUCUAAUAAAACUAUUUAAAAAAAUAAAGAUAAAGAUAAUUUAAUAAUCAGUGAUUAUUGUAAAUAAAAACAAUGGCAGUUGUAGCAACAAAUAAUGUUUCUGGAAUUCCAGAUAAACAUUGGCAACCACCAUUUGUUACAUUUGAAACAACAAUGGGUGAAAUGGAAAUUGAACUUUAUUGGAAACAUGCACCAAUAACAUGUAGAAAUUUUGCUGAAUUAGCAAGACGUGGUUAUUACAAUGGUACAAAAUUCCACAGAAUCAUCCGUGAUUUUAUGAUUCAGGGUGGUGAUCCAACUGGUACUGGAAAAGGUGGUGUCUCAAUUUAUGGUGAAUGUUUUGAUGACGAAAUUCAUGAUGAUUUAAAGCACACAGGUGCUGGAAUUCUUUCAAUGGCAAACUCUGGUCCAGACACAAAUGGAUCACAAUUUUUUAUAACAUUGGCUCCAACACAAUGGCUCGAUGGCAAACACACAAUAUUUGGUAGAAUACAUUCAGGUAUGCAAAUUGUCAAAAGAAUUGGGCUAGUUGAAACUGAUAAAAAUGAUCGUCCAACAGAUGAUGUUAAAAUAAUAAAAGGCUCUGUACAAAAUAUUUAAAAAAAUAAAUUAAUUUAUUCAAAAUAA